This is a messenger RNA of Vicia villosa (hairy vetch), 1032 nucleotides long. RefSeq lists its product as uncharacterized. The transcript has a single exon. NCBI's taxonomy places the organism in Eukaryota, Viridiplantae, Streptophyta, Magnoliopsida, Fabales, Fabaceae. The coding region runs from base 1 to 1032 and encodes 343 amino acids. The record is from RefSeq and is a predicted model, not a curated record.
AUGUCUUCUAAUUUUUCUCAUUCUUCCACUUCUUCUUCUUCUUCUUCUUCUCUUUUGGUGUGGUGGAAAGAUUUGAUUUCUAUAGGCAAUUGUUCGGCGGAAGACCCGAUAGUGUCGAAUUGUAGGUUGGUGGUUGGAAAUGGAUAUAAUACUCCGUUUUGGGAAUCUUGUUGGGCGGACAAGUAUAGUUUAAAGGAGCGUUUUUCGAAGUUGUUUGAGUUAUCUAGUUUAGUUGGCGUUUCGGUGGCGAGUAUGGGUGGUUGGGUUCAUGGUGUGUGGAAGUGGGGGAAUUUAGGUGUGGACUUGGAUGAUGUUUUCGACCCUUUGGUGGUGGCCGAGAAUGAUUGUAUCCGAUUGUUGUUGUCGGGCCGUAUUGUUCACACGGAGGGGAGAGAUAAGGUUGAGUGGAGCGGUUCGGAUGGUGAUUCGUUUUCUGUUGCUUCUUGUUAUGAGUUUAUGGCCGGAUUAACCUAUCCUUUCGGCCCUCCGAAUAGACUCGAAGUUGUGAAGGAUUUAAUUUGGAAGGUGCAUGUGCCAUUUAAUAUUAAGGCUUUUGGUUGGAGAAUUUUUAUUAAUAGAUUACCAACCAAGGACUUAUUGAUGGGAAGGGGUAUUCUUUUGUCAAUAGAGAAUUCUUUGUGUGCUUUUUGUGGUUCCAUUCCGGAAAGUAGUGAUCAUUCUUUCUUCAAGUGUAAAGAGGCGGGAGAGGUUUGGAGAGAGAUAACGGUUUGGGUUGGAAAACCGUACGGUGGAAUGGAUGAAGAUUGCAAUCAAAGCUUUAUGGAUUGGUUCCUCUUUUGUAAAAAAAAGAAAGUUAAGGAAGGUAAAUGUGGGGUGUUAUGGUUAGCCAUUGUUUGGAUUUUUUGGUUAUCUAGAAACGGCUUUUGUUUCCGCAAUGAAGGUUGGAAUGUUGAUAAUACGGUGUGGAAUAUCAAGUCUUUGUUAUGGAAGUGGUCGUAUUUUGGAGAAAUUACGCACCUAAUAUAUAGUUUCUAUGAGUUUACUAAAGACCCUUUGUUUUUUCUCUCAUAG